GGCGCCGUCCGAUCAGCUGUCGCGUGCGCUCUCACGGUGAAGAUCAGAACGGGGCUGGGCCUCCAGAAGUGACACGCGCGUUUCACGGGUUUCGUUUAUUCUAAUUUCUAACGUGAAAAGGGGGCGCCAGCAACUGUAGAACCGGCCCUGGAGGGAAUCGACACAAGUGUACACGAUUGGUUAUCGAGACAACCGAGAAAAUCGAGUGGCUCACGUGCGUUACGAUAGUAUCGAUCGAUGGAUCGGAUUCGGGUAUCGUCUGCUAAUGUUGAGGCCACAGUAGUCCUCGAUCGACGAAAAUGGGGGAAGAAAGAUUGGACAUAGAGAAACCCCUGUGGGAUGUGACUACGUUCGCGGGGAGAUGGAAGCAUUUUGCUUGGAUGUCUGACUUCAGGACUUGCGUCGUUCCUGAAUCAGAGUUGCUCAAAGCGAAGAAAUUAUGCGAAGACUACAAACUUGGGAAGGAGCCAGCUGGUACAACCCGAGAGCAAAUCAUCUAUGCUAAGAAGCUUUACGAGUCAGCCUUUCAUCCCGACACAGGCGACCUGCAGAAUGUCUUCGGUAGAAUGUCCUUUCAAGUGCCAGGAGGAAUGGCUGUAACCGGGGCCAUGCUUCAAUUUUACAAAACAACCACCGCUGUGGUUUUCUGGCAGUGGGUGAACCAGUCGUUCAACGCUUUAGUCAACUACACGAACAGAAAUGCAAACAGUCCCACGACGGAAUUUCAGUUGGGGUUGGCUUACGCGAGUGCUACCACGGCUGCAAUGAUAACAGCGAUAGGAUGCAAGUCUUUCUGGGCGAAACGAGCCAAUCCACUCAUGGCGCGUUACGUGCCAUUCGCCGCGGUGGCGGCAGCUAACUGCGUGAACAUUCCCUUGAUGAGGCAGAAUGAAAUAAGCCAGGGGAUCGAGAUCAGCGACGAGAACGGCAACAAACUUACAAAAUCGAAGAUCGCGGCGGUCAAAGGUAUCGGCCAAGUGGUAGUCUCGAGGAUUAUUAUGUGCGCGCCCGGCAUGCUGAUUCUUCCACCGAUCAUGGAGAGACUAGAGCAAUAUUGUUGGAUGCAGAGGAUCAAACCGUUGCACGGACCGAUACAAGUUAUGAUGGUUGGCUGUUUUCUGACGUUCAUGGUGCCCACGGCGUGUGCGCUGUUUCCACAAAAUUGCUCGAUUAAGUCAAGCACUUUGGAACGCUGGGAGCCUGAAAGUUAUGAAGUUUUGAAGAAGAAUAGCGGAAACAAGGAUAUACCCACGCAUUUGUACUUCAACAAAGGUUUAUAAUGUAUUAAAACAAAUAGUCGUCGUAAAAGAAUGUUCGGGGACGCGCCUUCCGUCGUCCUCUGCGAAAAUCAUAGCAAUUAAUUCAUGGAAUCGAUGAAACUUUCGCGUACAAUAUGAAAUUCGAGUACUUGUAGUUUUCUGCUGGUUCAGAGGAUGAAACACGUUCUGUGGAGAAUAUACUCUUAUACCAUACGAUACGACAAUACGUGCAUUUCGAAUAAUUUCUUACUCGAUGCACAGCAGUGUAUUUUAUUUUUUUAAGUCUUUAUUACGCGUGCUAUGACACACCGAACUUUGAUACUUAAUUUGCAUUUCAAUGGCCGACGAAUAUAGAUCGUUAAUCGUAAAGUGUGACUAUUUUGCUGCACGCAAGUUUUUUCAAACAGCAAUAAUUUAUUUCAACAGAGUGCUCAAGAAUCAUGCUUCAAGGUAGACAUAUCAUUUAAGUAGUUGAAUAUUGCAAUUGUUCAUAUUGUGUUGUUGAUUGUUGGAGAUGUGUCACUAACCUUAAACAACUGUUGAUGUUCUAUUACUACCUCCCUGAACUAUUAUACGAAACUAAAAAUGCUGCCAUGUAUAUUUUAGUAACAUUACAAUAAACACUGGAAAAAUGAA
Hylaeus anthracinus is the source of this 1895-nucleotide messenger RNA. RefSeq names its product sideroflexin-2 (gene Sfxn2). The record is from RefSeq and is a predicted model, not a curated record. NCBI's taxonomy places the organism in Eukaryota, Metazoa, Arthropoda, Insecta, Hymenoptera, Colletidae. Gene Ontology annotation, molecular function: monoatomic ion transmembrane transporter activity. Bases 300 to 1280 code for a protein of 326 amino acids. Gene Ontology annotation, cellular component: mitochondrial inner membrane. The transcript has 10 exons. Gene Ontology annotation, biological process: serine import into mitochondrion; monoatomic ion transport.